AGGUUAUUUAUUUUAGGAUAUUACUAUAUAUUAUUUAAGGAUAAAACUUGUCAUAAAGACUUGAGCUGGCAGAAAUACCUCUUUCUUCAGAUUGAAUGAAUUCAAGCUAUUUCCUUCUUAACCAGCUUACAGUUGGGGAAACUGAAUAAAACGCAUGUGUUCGAACAGCCAAAAACACAUUUACAACCCAUGCUUGCUGAUAUGAUUUCUCUCGCUCAACAACAACGAUUUCAGCAAGAUGAUGUUUAUAAUGUUUAUAACACUUCAGAUUCUAGAGUGUAUUUGAUUAGACAGAAAAUCUAAUGAGAAGCUGAAGUGCAGAAUGAUGUCAUCAAAAUCGUUGAUCCAUGUCAGUGGUAGAGAGAGACUAUACAUUUUGAAUGCGUAUAUCUUCUACAUGCGACUGUUGUCGUUGUUUUGGAGCGCACUAGCUUAUAGACAACCUUAAGACUAACAUGCCCAUACUAAAAGCCACAACGCUUCUAUUUUGAUUUCAUGGGGACUUUAAAAACAGCGUUUGCUCUGGGUCUGGCUGACGUGUGGGGCGGGGCUAUGUCGGAGUGACGUCAUCACAACUGGGACGUAAGCACCCCGACACAAUGACAACACGCGCAGUGGAAUGCUUGUGAAAUAAAUGUAGUUGAAGAAUUUUACCGUUAGAGCCGUAUUUAGUUUCGGAUUUUGAGUGUUAAAUAGUUGAAAUAGCAAAAAAAAAAAAAAAAGCAGCGCUUAUGAGUGGCGUUUAUUGCUGUUUUGCUGGACAUGAAAACACAGCAGCUCCAAUCAACAAGCUCAAGCGGGACGCAGCGGAUACAAAGCGGAGAAGAAGACUCCUAAAGUCAAGCAUGCAUACAAGUUAACGGUUACUGUUUUUUUUUUUUUUAAAUUGCAAACAAAAACAAACCGAAUUCAUAAAAAAAUAUACCCGGUUUAAGGAUAAGAAGUGUCUGGACCCGCCAAAAAACAAAGCUGAAGAGAAUUUGAGGCCGCCGUACCAGAGUGCCUCGAGCACCAGUGCUCCCCCACCCGUGGCUGUGACUCGUUCUUCACAACAUCCCCAAUGCGACCAUGGGAAAUAGCUGUGAAUAGGCGGCCGCCAACAGCCCCCUUAAACCAGAGGAGCUUCAUCGGGGGUCCCUGCAACGCGCCCGUGCACCUCAGGAGAAGGUGGGACUGUGCUGCUACAACUCUCAUUCUUUCAGCAAGUGUGUUCAUGUUUCGCUCACUUAAAAGUCCUCCAGCGCGCUGGCAGUGGGGGCAGCGAGACAGAACGGCUGCGCACGCUUCCCCGCGGCAGGAUGAGAAUUUUCCCCACCCCGCAUUCCCUCAGCAGCAGCACCAGCACCAGGCCGUUCCUGUAGAGGAGGCGAGGCAGUACAGCCAAGCCGGCGCACCGCCCCGCAUGCUCCAUCCGUCCACACACCCGCCGCAGCAGACCUCCAUCAUGGUGGACCUUCAUGAACAAAUGCACCAAGGAUCUGUUCCGAUAUCUUACACAGUUACCACGGUGACGACCCACGGCUUUCCCAUGCACACAGGGCAGCCGAUCCCAGCAUGCAACGCGCAGCAGCUCCCAGCAUGCUCGGUAAUGUUCAGCGGACAGCUCUCUCUGCUCUGCUGCCUUCCUCCUCCUCUAAUCCAGGCGUGCACCAUGCACCAUUUACCCGUGUCUUACCAGGCCUUUCCGCCUCUGAUCUCCAGCGAGCAUUUCCUCCUGCACCCGAGUCCUCCAGUGGCACCGCAUCAGCCCCCGGCGCUGGCGCCACUCAGCCACUUCAUCCCCCUGCAGCCCCAGCACCCACGCAUGCCUCUGCAAAGAGUGGAGAACGAGGUGGACCUGAGAGGAGAGCAGCACCAUUUGGGAACUUUCUCGUACCCUGCGGCUCAUCACCCACCAGCAGCCAUGCCCCCUUCCGUGCCCCUGCAGUACCACCUGCCCCAAGAACCCCUACAUCAGGAGCUGCCCUUUGCGGUGGUGAGUGAAAAUCCAUAUCCACACAUGCUGCCCAGGCGUGGGAGUGGCCAGAGGUAUCGCUUACAGCAGCCGCUGCCUCCUCCUCCCCCUCCUCCACCCUACUACCCCGGCUUCCUCCCUUACUUCCUCUCGAUGCUUCCUGUGCCUCCGACUGCUGUGGGUCCGGCUAUCAGCUUGGACCUGGACGUGGACGACGUAGAGAUGGAGAACUACGAGGCGUUACUGAACCUCGCAGAGAGGCUCGGUGAGGCUAAACCUCGAGGACUGACGAAGGCCGACAUCGAACAGCUUCCGUCCUACAGGUUCAACUCGGAAAAACACCAAUCAGAACAGACCCUGUGUGUCGUUUGCUUUAGUGAUUUUGAGUCAAGGCAGCUACUUCGAGUAUUACCCUGUAAUCACGAGUUUCACGCAAAGUGUGUGGACAAAUGGUUAAAGAGUAACCGCACGUGUCCAAUCUGCCGUGCGGACGCUUCCGAAGUUCACCGUGACGUGGAGUGAGUCCGGGCCUUCGUCCUUCACUGGAUAACAGCACAAACCUUGGAGUGUGUGGUGGGAGCGGGCACACACAUACACUCACACUCACAUAAUACAUGUGCGCACCACCCGACACCUGUGCCCUCCAGCAAAACUUAGAAGCAUCUCCUACACACUCCAACUGCCCCCUCCUCCCAAACAUUCGACCAAUAAGCAAUCUUGGAAUUUGUACGGAUUGUGUUAGACCUCCGCUGUGCUUCUCACGCAAGCUACUGCCUCCUCUGAGCCCGGCCAACUCCCACAAGCACCGUUUUCCAGUUUUCAUCCGCCCCGCCCUUAUUAUUAUAAUUUUUUUUGCCGAUUCCAAAGAUUAACAUGUGUGGUGUUGGCAUCUGUUUACACGGUUGAAUGUGUUCUCGCUGUUCGCUUACGAAUAAUCCAAGCUGUGCUGUAGUGGCGUUAAGGGAAGACAAGGAGGGGGUUCGAGGACGUUGCUCAAUCGGGGGAGGAGAAGAAAAGGCAACCGCCGUUUGGUUUGUCCAUUCCACUGUCUUUUGGAGAAGAAAAAAGAAACGAAUCGCCUGAUCAUUAGCUGCAUGUUUGUAUAGGUGAUGGGGCUGAAGUGACUUGUUAAUAAUGUAUGUUUUGCAAUAAUGUAUUGAUGAUUUCAAUAGCUCUAUCCCAGCUUUGCUAAUGUGAGCGUGAAGGGCAGUGGCUCCGAAUCUUUUGAGCUAAUGACGAAGAAAAAAAAAACAUGUACUGCAAACUAAACAGGAUGAAUGUGUGCGUGCGUGUGUGCGUAUACACGUCUGCUCCUGGGCCUCAUCGCUGUGGAGUUUUGCACUGUUGCUGCACUGGAAAGGUCACAAGGAUGAGGACCUUGGCGCGACCUAUGACCUCUGUCCGCCUCCCAACCUGGCUGUACUGCACAGGGAAGCCCUCCUUUCGUCUCCUCCAUCCUUCUCUACGUUUGCUCUCUUCUGGAUGGUGUCUCACGGACUGUUGUUCUUUUUAGGUUAGCAAUACUUUCGACUCGACGAGCUUCUUGCUGCAUUUCACGCGCAGGUUCAGCGGGACAGCGGCGAAGGGAAUUUCACUUUCACCUGACGUCCAAACAAACUGACUUUGGAAAAAGGUGUCAGUCCCUUUUGCAGAAAGCAAUAUGUGUAACGAGUGUCUGUCCUGAACGAAUCCUUCUUUUUUUUUUUUUUAUUGUUUUGUUUUAUUUCGGAGGACCGGGCUUUUUCCUCAUCUGUGAGCCAAAUAUUCAAUAAUUCAAUACACUCUCCAAGGAUACAGCUCUGCCUUCUUCAAGACGUUGACAAGCACAAACUUGUUACUAAUCAUAAACGGACAAACAAACAAACAAAAAAAAGUAGACUCCGUAGUCGGUUUAACUUCUUUUAGGUUUUUAAAACUGGUGUUAUUUAUCGGCUUUAUCUUCUGGAUUGAUGGGCAGAGCACUAGCACGGUGUA
Ictalurus furcatus (blue catfish) is the source of this 3928-nucleotide messenger RNA. It is a transcript of the gene rnf44, whose product is annotated as ring finger protein 44. Bases 1061 to 2476 code for a protein of 471 amino acids. The record is from RefSeq and is a predicted model, not a curated record. NCBI's taxonomy places the organism in Eukaryota, Metazoa, Chordata, Actinopteri, Siluriformes, Ictaluridae. The transcript is spliced from 11 exons.